This is a messenger RNA of Pangasianodon hypophthalmus (striped catfish), 963 nucleotides long. Its product is annotated as costars family protein ABRACL. The transcript has 3 exons. The coding region runs from base 129 to 374 and encodes 81 amino acids. Gene Ontology annotation, biological process: regulation of actin filament-based process. The record is from RefSeq and is a predicted model, not a curated record. Lineage: Eukaryota; Metazoa; Chordata; Actinopteri; Siluriformes; Pangasiidae.
GACUCCAGCUGAAGGCUUGUGCGUGACGUCAGCACGAGCUCCAUUUAUGGUGUUUUUCACUUCAAACGUGAAUCGAGUCCCAACGCUUCAGCUUCAGGCUUUAAAAAUAUCCUCAUCUAGUGAAAAAAAUGAAUGUGGAUCAUGAGGUCACACUCCUGGUGAAUGAGAUUCGUAGGCUUGGCAGCGAAAAUGCAGAUGGUAAAAUCAGUGUCAAAUUCGGUGUCCUAUUCAAUGAUGACAAGUGUGCCAACCUCUUCGAGGCACUCGUUGGAACACUGAAAGCAGCCAAGCGAAAGAAGGUCAUCACGUUUCAGGGCGAGCUCUUGCUGCAAGGAGUUCAUGACAAUGUUGAUGUUAUAUUACUGCAGGAAUGAACUGAAGAACUGGCCUGUAUCUUCUUUGUAUACUUUUAUAAAUAUGGUUUUGCUGAGGGGAAUGAGUGCUUUUUGACCAAACGUCUUGUUUUUUUUAAUGAACAACGCCACUAUCACAAAAUAGUCUAUGAUAAUCCUUUAGAUGUGUGACUGCAACACAAAAUGCAUAUUGUGUGUGUGGUUUUUUUUUUUUUUUUUUUUUAACAUAUCAAUCUUGUAUAGAAUUUUGUUAACAAGGUUAGGCUCUUGGGAAACUUGACAUCAAUAUAAAUUCUUUUCUGAUAUUGUUUUGUAAUGCUUAGUUUCAAAAGACAUAAGCCAAGGAUUUCCAAGUGCAAUACUAUUAUUGUAAACCUGGCUAUCAGUUGAUUAUUUGUGCUUUGUAGGUAAUCUAGACAAUUAUGUCAAAUUUCAUAUUUGAGAAAUUGCUUUUUCAACAUGGAAACUUUACCCAAGAAAAUUAAAUGAUUUAUGACAAGAUUAUAGCACAAAUUUUAUAAGGAUUACUGCUUUGAUGAAAUCACAAGUAUCUCAGGCAUAUUAUUUUGGUGCUGGUUCAAUUCAUAAUAAACUGUUUCAUUUGGUCAAA